AUGUCGAAAAUUAACGAUAGAGACAGAGCGCCCAAUCAUCAGACAUAUAAAUUAGUGAUAGUAGGAGGUGGUGGUGUAGGAAAAUCUGCUAUAACUUUACAGUUUAUUCAGAGUUAUUUUGUUACUGAUUACGAUCCUACUAUUGAGGAUUCUUAUACUAAACAAUGUGUAAUAGACGACAUACCUGCAAAAUUAGACAUUUUGGAUACUGCAGGUCAAGAAGAAUUCAGUGCAAUGCGAGAACAGUAUAUGAGAUCUGGUGAAGGAUUUUUAUUAGUUUUUUCAGUAACGGAAAGAUCUAGUUUUGAUGAAAUUUUUAAAUUCCAUAGACAAAUUCUUAGAGUGAAAGACAGGGAUGAAUUUCCUAUGCUUAUGGUUGGAAACAAGGUUGACCUUGAACACCAAAGGGAUGUUUGGCAAGAGGAAGCCCAGCAACUUGCUAGACAGCUGAAAAUACCUUACAUUGAAUGUAGUGCAAAAAUGAGAAUGAAUGUUGAUAAUGCAUUUUUCGAACUAGUUCGUGUCGUACGAAAAUUUCAACUCUCCGAACGACCACCUUUAAAACCAAAUUAUAUCAAAAGAAAUAAAAAGAAAUGUUGUGUUCUUUAA
Messenger RNA from Psylliodes chrysocephalus, 609 nucleotides. Lineage: Eukaryota; Metazoa; Arthropoda; Insecta; Coleoptera; Chrysomelidae. The record is from the annotation of a GenBank genome assembly.